UCAUGGUAUUUAAUGCUAAUUUCCUGGUUAUUAUCUUGGUUGCGGCCUGCCCAACCCUCCAUUUUCCAAUGUAUUUCUUCCUCAGCCAACUCUCCCUUUCCGAAAUUCUAUUCACCACUAAUAUUGUCCCCAACAUGCUAAGGCUCAUCCUGAUUGGUGGAGGGACUAUGUCAGUGAGAGGAUGUAUCGCACAGUUAUGUCUUCUCUGUGUCCCAACCAUAACUCAAUGCUUACUUCUGGCCACCAUGUCCUUUGACCGCUAUGUGGCCAUAUGUAAUCCCCUGCAUUAUACGUCCAUAAUGACCUUCAAGCUGCAGUUGAACAUUGUCACCUUUUGCUGGAUCUCUGGUUUCAUGUUGUCUUUUGCCAUUUAUAUCGUUUCGAGCAGAUUGAUAUUUUGUCAUUCCAACAAGAUUAACCAUUUCUACUGUGAUAUCGCCCCACUCAUAGCCCUUUCCUGCUCAGACACUACAUAUGUAGAACUGGUCGUUGCUCUGAUUUCUGCUUUUCUAGCUUUCUCCCCAUUUCUAUUCAUUAUUAUCACUUACAUCUUCAUCUUGGCCAACAUUCUCAAGAUCCCCUCAAGUUUCGGGAGGCAGAAGGCCUUCUCCACCUGCAGUUCCCACCUGGCCGUUGUGUGUAUGUAUUAUGGGACCCUGACAGUGAUUUAUUUAUAUCCACCUGGGAACCAUUCCCUAAGUAUAAAUAAGUUUCUCUCCUUAUUGUACACACUGGUGACCCCAUUGUCCAACCCAAUUAUCUACAGCUUGAGAAACCAUGACAUCCGAAGGAAUGGCUUGAGCGUGUCUUUGAUGCUCUUGUCCAUGUUCGUUCUCUGUACAUUGGAGGAAGAAAAAACGUUUGGGUUCACAACCACCCAACAGUUGGCGCUGUGGCUUAGUUGGUUAAAACGCCUGUCCUGUAAACAGAAGAUCCUGAGUUCAAUUCUCAGCAGUGCCUGCCUUCUUCCUCUAAAGAAUGGCUAG
Messenger RNA from Xenopus tropicalis (tropical clawed frog), 986 nucleotides. RefSeq names its product olfactory receptor family 16 subfamily D member 5 (gene or16d5). The transcript is spliced from 2 exons. Lineage: Eukaryota; Metazoa; Chordata; Amphibia; Anura; Pipidae. The record is from RefSeq and is a predicted model, not a curated record. Gene Ontology annotation, biological process: signal transduction; G protein-coupled receptor signaling pathway. Gene Ontology annotation, cellular component: membrane; plasma membrane. The coding region runs from base 3 to 986 and encodes 327 amino acids. Gene Ontology annotation, molecular function: olfactory receptor activity; G protein-coupled receptor activity.